Perca fluviatilis (European perch) is the source of this 1468-nucleotide messenger RNA. RefSeq lists its product as uncharacterized. The transcript has 8 exons. Gene Ontology annotation, cellular component: mitochondrion. The coding region runs from base 1 to 843 and encodes 280 amino acids. NCBI's taxonomy places the organism in Eukaryota, Metazoa, Chordata, Actinopteri, Perciformes, Percidae. Gene Ontology annotation, molecular function: iron-sulfur cluster binding; iron ion binding. The record is from RefSeq and is a predicted model, not a curated record. Gene Ontology annotation, biological process: iron-sulfur cluster assembly.
AUGGGCUACUGCUGCUGUCCACCACACGAGGUCCUCAUUUUCAAAACAAACAAAAUGGCGGCGCACAUGAGAUGGGGUCUUCAGCAAUUGUUACGGGCAAGAAAAACGGCUAACUCUAGGUUUCUAGUCAAGACCAGAAGCUCAUACCACUCACGGUGCUCGACCCAGAUCUUCAGACAUGUUCAUCCUCUGCCAGGGACAGGAACCAUACACUUUUCAAUAAGGCACCUGUCCAUCCAGACUCAAGACACUCCAAACCCCAGGAGCUUGAAGUUUCUCCCUGGUAAACCUGUUCUAGGAAGUGGGACGCUUGACUUUCCCACUUCGAGCUCAGCUGAAUGUUCAUCUUUAGCCAGAGACCUGUUUGAAAUUGAAGGAGUAAAAAGUGUGUUCUAUGGCCCUGACUUCAUCACUAUCACUAAAACAGAUGAGGAUGUGGAAUGGACAAACAUUAAGCAUCAUGCUUUGGAGGCCAUUGCCAAGUUCUUUGAGAGUGGUGACCCAAUAACAAUAGGGGCAGUGCACCAUGAAAGUAGUGUUUCUGAAGAUGAUGAUGAUAUUGUAUCUAUGAUAAAGGAGCUUCUGGACACUAGAAUCAGACCUACAGUGCAGGAGGAUGGAGGCGAUGUCAUCUAUAAGGGGUUUCAGGAUGGCACAGUCAAGCUGAAACUGGUUGGUUCCUGCACAGGAUGUCCCAGUUCUACAGUUACCCUAAAGAAUGGCAUUCAGAACAUGCUGCAGUUUUAUAUUCCAGAAGUAAACAACGUGGAACAGGUGGAAGAUGAGGUGGAUGAAAUCAAUGCAAAGGUUUUCUUAGAGCUGGAACGCAAAUUACAAGAAUAAAAACGUCCAUGAACAACACAUUCAUGGAUUUUGUUGGAACACAAAUAUUCCAUUGUGUAAAAACACAGCCAUGCAUAAUUUCCACUAAUUAGUUACCAUUGUACUAUCAUAAGAAUGAAAAGAGAAAUUAUUACCUGCUAUUUUGUGUGCAUAUUAUAUACUGUUAAGUGUGUCCUCUGUAAUUUAUGUGUACAUACUCUAUGUCCCUGUUACCAAGAAAAGGAGAUACAGGAAUAUACCUGUAUACAGAAAAUACCUUAAUUCUUCUGUAAAUGUGAUGUAUUUAUUUCUUAUAAAUAUUUAAUAUUUUUAAAGAAUAUUUUCAUAGAUUGAAAAUAUUGUGAAUUUUUUUUGACAAUUUAUAUGGUCAAACAGAAUGAAGAUUUGACAAGGUAUUUCAGUGGUUGUUGGUGCCAUAUACCUACUGAAACACAACUGGACAGUUUUUGCUAGUAAAUACAUCAUCUGUAAAUUAAAUAAAAUGUUAUUUAGGCUACAAUUAUUCAUCAAGCAGAAAUAAGUUUGCUGUGUAACUACCUAUAAGAUGUGGAUGCUAUGUAUGUGCUUUUUGUGCUCCAUUCUUCAGAUUUACUUUAUCAAACAAAGUUCACAGUUUGAAAGCAAA